This is a messenger RNA of Erinaceus europaeus (western European hedgehog), 593 nucleotides long. RefSeq names its product prolactin induced protein (gene PIP). The record is from RefSeq and is a predicted model, not a curated record. Gene Ontology annotation, biological process: regulation of immune system process; proteolysis. Gene Ontology annotation, cellular component: extracellular region. The transcript is spliced from 4 exons. The coding region runs from base 66 to 506 and encodes 146 amino acids. Gene Ontology annotation, molecular function: aspartic-type endopeptidase activity. NCBI's taxonomy places the organism in Eukaryota, Metazoa, Chordata, Mammalia, Eulipotyphla, Erinaceidae.
AGAGUGCUCUUGGUUCCUAGGAUUCUGCUUCUUUCUCUGGGACAUCCUGUGUCAUUUCAUCCAGCAUGCAACCCCUUCAGUUCCUGCCCUGGGCCUGCCGUGCCACCUUGUUCCUGAUUUUCUGUCUGCAUCUUGGGCCCAACAAUGCCCAGCAAGACACGCGAAAUCCAGUAAUCAUGGAUAUGGAAAUUCAAAGAGAAUUGGAGAACCAAGAUGAAAUAACUCUGAAAGGGUCCCUGAAAACAGAAUUGAAAGAAUGCAUGGUGGCUAAAGUAUUCCUAGUGAGCAGUUACCCCAUGAGUGGGCCUUUUUACUAUACCUACACCACCUGCCUCUGUGAGGACAGUCCAAAAACCUUCUACUGGGAGUUUCCCGUAGUCAGACAAGUAGACAUAGCAUUGGUGGCCAAGAUUAUUUCUGAGGAAAACAUCUGCACUGAUGCUAUAUCAGUGAUCCCCAAUAAGGGCAACUUCACAUACAUUCGUAGAAAAUUGUCUCCCCAGUGAACUUCCUGGAAGCCUCCCCCAGGACUGUUUUAGUCUUGACUGGGGUGUCUGUGGUGAUCUACAAAAUAAAAUUCUCACAAGCUUUAA